Messenger RNA from Dreissena polymorpha, 2056 nucleotides. RefSeq names its product neurogenic locus notch homolog protein 2-like. The coding region runs from base 1 to 1971 and encodes 656 amino acids. Gene Ontology annotation, biological process: heterophilic cell-cell adhesion; establishment or maintenance of epithelial cell apical/basal polarity. Lineage: Eukaryota; Metazoa; Mollusca; Bivalvia; Myida; Dreissenidae. Gene Ontology annotation, cellular component: protein-containing complex; plasma membrane. Gene Ontology annotation, molecular function: calcium ion binding. The record is from RefSeq and is a predicted model, not a curated record. The transcript has 6 exons.
AUGAUAGCUGCCAGCCGUAUUGAGACAGUGCUGAUUCAGUGUUUCGUAACAGCCUCUGACCGGGCCUGCCUUCCUGGCUACGUUAACCAAGUAUUUAACGACACUUAUGGUGAAUGCACAGAUGUUAACGAAUGCAUUAAUAGUAGCAUCAGCACGUGUGGUCUCCAUCAGCAUUGCGUAAAUACGGCAGGUAGCUAUAAAUGUGACUGCGACAGCGGGUGGCAUGGUAGCAAUUGCACGGAGGACAUUGAUGAAUGCAACAACCCAAACACCUGUAAUUCUCAUCAACACUGUGUCAAUACCCGUGGUAGUUUUCACUGUGAUUGUUACAGCGGUUGGGAAGGAUCUGCUUGCAACGACGACACAAAUGAAUGCAAUAUUGCGAAUGUUUGUAACUUACAUCAGCACUGUCUCAAUACGGCUGGCAGCUAUCAUUGUGAAUGUGACAAUGGCUGGACGGGAUCGGACUGUGGCGUUGACAUAGAUGAAUGUAAAAAUACCAAUAAUUGUACCGGUCUCCAAAUAAGGUGCGUGAACAACCAUGGCAGUUAUCAUUGUGAAUGCAUUCCAGGCUGGGACGGAGAGAUUUGCAGAGCCGACGUAAAUGAAUGCGCAAAUGCAAGUAUAUGCGGACCACACCAACGCUGUAUGAAUACCAUCGGAAGUUACAGCUGUUACUGUGACAUUGGCUGGACGAGCGUCAACUGCACUGAUAGUGACGAAUGUUUAAACGCAAGCAUUUGUGGACAGCAUCAAAUAUGUGUGAAUACUGACGGUUGCUUCAAAUGUGACUGCUACACGGGUUGGGAGGGUCUCAACUGCUCUGUUGAUAUUGAUGAAUGUAUAAAUGCAAGUAUAUGUGGAGCUCAGCAACAUUGUUUGAAUGCUGCUGGUAGCUAUGUCUGCGAUUGUGACCUAGGCUGGGUGGGGGAUGCUUGCACCAUUGAUAUUGACGAAUGUACAAACGCAAGUAUGUGUGGAAAACACCAACUCUGCAUGAAUACGGCCGGAAGCUUCAGAUGUGACUGUGACAUUGGCUGGGAGGGCGUCAACUGCAAUGAUACUGAUGAAUGCACCAACACCAGCACAUGCGGGAAGAAUCAAACAUGCGUGAAUACUGACGGAAGUUUCAGGUGUUACUGUGAAAUAGGUUGGGAGGGUGUUAGCUGCUCUUUUGACAUUGAUGAAUGUACAAAUAAGAAUAUUUGCGGACCACAACAACAUUGCAUGAAUACCGUCGGUAGCUUCAGAUGCGACUGUGACGUUGGAUGGGAGGGCGACAACUGCUCGAUUGAUAUUGACGAAUGUACAAAUGAAAGUAACUGUGGAAAACACCAGCACUGUGUCAAUAGUAUCGUUGUAACUGUCUUAGAGGUUGGACUGGAGACCAUUGUCAAUUUGAGACCGGAGAUCCGCAGGAAUGUAUGCCAGGUUGGACUCUACCGAGAUUGCCAAUGCCAAUACGGAUGGCAAGGACAUGAUUGUGCAGCUGAUGUAGACGAAUGCAUGACUUUCAAUUGCAAGAACAACGGGUCGUGUAUAAAUACAAAUGAAUCGUUUAGUUGUCAAUGUCAACAUGGUUGGGGUGGUUUUAAUUGUGCAGACGAUGUCAACGAAUGCUCUGCAAGUUCCUGUAAUAGCAACGAAACGUGUAUAAAUACAAAUGGUUCGUUCCGCUGCCAGCUUUAUGAAAGUUAUUUACACCGGGACGAAAUUGUUGUUGAUUUGAUUGACCAAUCAAAUAUGACUGAUAAAGAUGUUAGUGUUGUUCCUGUCAAUGAACGUAUAUACAAUCAAACAAAUACGACCUCAGGGUCGCCAGCGAAUAAGGACAAAACAUUGUUUAAAGAAAAAAUCGGCAUUGCAAUGUUCAGUGCAGGAUCUGCCUUUGGAACCAUAAUGCUAAUAGUUGGCAUUAGAAUCGCAUAUAUCACCCUAAAGUCAAGACGAGUCGCUCCGACAGACGCUUGAGGACACCACCUGAGACGAACAAAUCAUUACAACCAUUUUCAUCAUAUAUAUUGCUUUUUCAUUUUGAAAAAACUAAUUUAAAUAU